AUGUUUGAGAAACCAGGUAGGGGUAAGAGGGAGAAUAUUUGGCUUAUAAAAGAGAGAGAGAGGAAUGGUACGGUACAUUCCAAUUGGUUUAGUAAACUAGUCAACAUGUACAAGGGAGUGUUAGUUCUGUGUCUGGUAGGAGCAGCCUUCGCCCAGUACGGUCACCAUGAGCACUACGACCAUCAUGAAAAGAAGCACGAAGAGCACAUCGUAGACUAUUAUGCCCACCCAAAGUACAAAUUCGACUACGGAGUACACGACUCCCACACCCACGACGUGAAGAAGCAGGAAGAGACCAGGGAAGGAGACGUGGUCAAGGGCUACUACUCCCUCUACGAACCCGAUGGUACCGAGAGGAUCGUCCACUACACCGCAGACAAGAAGAACGGUUUCAACGCAGUCGUAGAGAGGAAAGGACACGCUGUCCACCCACAUGUCAAGGGUUCGACUGAGACCUUUUUCAAGCAUCACCACGAACACCAUGGAACCUCUGAGAGUUCUGGAGCAGCAGUGGCCCAGUACGGACACCAUGAGCACCACGAAAAGAAGCACGAAGAACAUGUUGUCGAUUAUUACGCUCACCCGAAAUACAAGUUCGACUACGGUGUACACGACUCCCACACCCACGACGUGAAGAAGCAGGAAGAGACCAGGGAAGGAGACGUGGUCAAGGGCUACUACUCCCUCUACGAACCCGAUGGUACCGAGAGGAUCGUACACUACACCGCAGACAAGAAGAAUGGAUUCAACGCCGUCGUAGAGAGGAAAGGACACGCUGUACAUCCUCAUGUAAAAGGAUCGACUGAGACCUUCUUCAAGCACCACCACGAACAUCACGAUCAUCACUACUAA
Molecule: messenger RNA, 852 nt
Organism: Nezara viridula (southern green stink bug)
Lineage: Eukaryota; Metazoa; Arthropoda; Insecta; Hemiptera; Pentatomidae
Source: the annotation of a GenBank genome assembly